This is a messenger RNA of Leptopilina heterotoma, 1101 nucleotides long. RefSeq names its product serine/threonine-protein kinase rio2-like. NCBI's taxonomy places the organism in Eukaryota, Metazoa, Arthropoda, Insecta, Hymenoptera, Figitidae. The transcript has 2 exons. The record is from RefSeq and is a predicted model, not a curated record. The coding region runs from base 244 to 870 and encodes 208 amino acids.
UUUAUUAGCUCUCGUGUAUACGUUGUAACGUGACGUUACGAAUUUUCCCGCGUCUGCUGCGAAUCAGGCGAUUGAACCCGGAAACAGCCGAAGGGCCUCGAGGGUGUCAAUCGCCGGAUUCGCGAGCAGACGCGACACUUGUGAUUUAGCUCUCGUUUUUGUGACAACGUGCAUCCUUCCCUGUAAAUCGCCUUGACUGUCGGCUAGUGAAUACUGUGCAAUUACGCUACGGAUAUCGACAAAAUGGAAGCCAACAAAGCCAACAGAAAAAUAGCUAACGAGGAAAAAAUCGAAAAAUUAGAAGAAAGAAAAACACGAUUACAACAAGAAAUAGAAGAAAUCACGAUUAAAAUGAACAACAUGAAGGAAGAGUGGAAUAGAAUGGAAGAAAGACGCCAAGAACUCAAAAAAGACAUUAACACAAUUAAUAUUUGGAAAACAAGCAUUCAAAUGGCAAUAAGAUCGGAAGCGGAAAACAACAACUCAGAGGAGGAAGACAACAACUCUGAAGGAGAAAACAACAGCUCUGAGGAAGAUAGCGAACCAGAAACAGUGAUAACUGUACAAUUCCAAAAACACGAACCAAAUGACAACGACAAAGAAAGCAGUUCUGACGACGAUUUUUACUCCAUAAUAGACGAAGAACAAAUCAAUUUUAAUCAUCAACCCUAUACCUACGAAAAUGAAAGAAGAGUCUUCUUAGGAAAGUUGGCAUGGAGAGUCACUCGCAGAGCCAUCAUGGAAAGCCGUACAGAAGAAAGACAGGAAAUAGAGAAACAAUGGAAGGAAGAACGUGAAAAAAACCAGAAGCUGGUAGAAGAAUUCAUCAAAAACCAAAAAUCAAAAAUGGAAAACAAUACCAAAAAAUAAAAACAAAAUCCUUUUCUCUCUUUUCUUUCAUUUAUACUUUACAUUAAAAACUUAAACAAACAACCAGAUUUUAAGUUCAGACAUAAUACCAACUUUUUAUUUUUCAUUAAACAAAAAUUACUUUUUUUCAUUUCACGUGAAGACAAAACAAAAAAUGUAUCACGUUAAGAUCCUACAUUUCAUACUGUGUAACAAAUAAGAAAAUAAACGAAUAAAAUCAAAUUAAAAUUA